UAUACAAAUCGUCACUGAACCAUCAAGCUUCCGUCAACAGAACAUCUAACCCGACUGAAUUUUCCAGAAAGAUGGCUUUCUCGUACCUGGUCUGUUUGGCUCUUUUGGUUUCUGCAAAUGCAGCCAGUUAUGGAAAGCGUCCAGCUCCAGACAUGGGUAAAAUGAUGGGACUUGUGAUGGGCAUGGGAAACGCAGGAAUGGGUAACGCAAUGAACAUGCCCAAUAAAGCAAUGGGUAUGGGCAAUGGAAAUGGUAUGGAAAUGCCCAUGAAAUCUAUGGGUAAUGGAAAUGGUAUGAACAUGCCAAUGAAAAUGGAAAUGCCCAUGAAACCUAAGGGUAAUGGAAAUGGUAUGAGCAUGCCAAUGGAAAUGCCUAUGGAACCUAUGGGUAUGGGAAAUGGUAUGAAUAUGCCAAUGAAAAUGGAAAUGCCCAUGGAGCCAGUUGGUAUGAACAACGGAAAUAAUAUGAUGUCCAUGGACAUGGCCAAUAGCAAAGGAAUGAAUAUGCCAAUGAACAAUGGAAUGAAUAUGAUGCCAAUAGAUAUGGGUUAUCCAACUAAAGGGGAAAGUAUGCCAAUGAUGCCAGCGAUGCCCAUGAAGCCUGAUAAUGCUGGUAAUGGUAUGAAUAUGAUGCCCAUGAAAAUGAAUAUGCCAGCAUCACCAAUGAAUAUGGGAAAUAAUAAUGGUAUGAAUAUGAUGGCCAUGAAAAUGAAUAUGCCAACGGCACCAAUGAAUAUGGGAAAUAAUAAUGGUAUGAAUAUGAUGCCAACAGAUAUGGGUUAUCCAACUAAAGGGGAAAAUAUGCCAAUGAUGCCAACGAUGCCCAUGAAGCCUGAUAAUGCUGGUAAUGGUAUGAAUAUGAUGCCCAUGAAAAUGAAUAUGCCAGCAGCACCAAUGAAUAUGGGAAAUAAUAAUGGUAUGAAUAUGAUGGCCAUGAAAAUGAAUAUGCCAGCGGCACCAAUGAAUAUGGGAAAUAAUAAUGGAAUGAAUAUGAUGCCAAUAGAUAUGGGUUAUCCAACUAAAGGGGAAAGUAUGCCAAUGAUGCCAGCGAUGCCCAUGAAGCCUGAUAAUGCUGGUAAUGGUAUGGAUAUGAUGCCCAUGAAAAUGAAUAUGCCAGCGGCACCUACCGAUAUGAUGAACAUGAUGUCAAUGGCAUCUAUGGAUAUGGGAAAUAAUAAGGGUAUGGAUAUGCCAAAGAACGCAAAUGCCAUGAACGAAAUGAUGGAUAUGAAGAAAGCUAUGGAUAUGAACAAAAUGAUGAAUGAUAUGAUGAAUAUGAAGAAGGCCAUGGAUAUGGGUAAUGCAGUGAAAAACAUGAUGGAUAUGGCUAAAAUGGUGGAAAUGGCAAACGCUAUGGACAUGAUGAACAAAGGCAAGGAUAUUAUGCAAAUGGAAAUGGUGAAUAAAAUGAACAUGAACGAGAAACCUAUGGAAAAUGCUAUGGACAUGAUGAAAAUGAACAACAAAGCCAUGGGCAUGAUGAUGAACAUGAACAACAUGAAGCCAGUGACACCCAUGAAGCCAAAGGACAUUAAGAAUGUUAUGGACGCGAUGAACAUGAACUCCAUGGAUAUGAUGAACACCAUGAACAUGAACAAUGCUAUGGGUAUGGGUAAUAAACCAAAGAACGCAAUGCCUGCUAACAUGAAUAUGAUGAACAUGAACGCCAUGAACAUGAACCCCAUGGAAAUGAUGAACAUGAAGCCAAAGGACAUCAAGAAUGUUAUGGACGUUAUGAACAUGAACUCCAUGGAUAUGAUGAACACCAUGAACAUGAACAAUGCUAUGGGUAUGGGUAAUAAACCAAAGAACGCAAUGCCUGCUAACAUGAAUAUGAUGAACAUGAACUCCAUGGAUAUGAUGAACACCAUGAACAUGAACAAUGCUAUGGGUAUGGGUAAUAAACCAAAGAACGCAAUGCCUGCUAACAUGAAUAUGAUGAACAUGAACGUAGAUAAAAUGAUGAACAAGAUGGAAAUGUCCAAACCUAUGCCACCUGCACCAAAAUACUGGUAAAUGAUUAUGGCGGGAUUGGACACGAUUGUGUAGAGCUAAUAGAUGAAGAGAACAUUUUCGUGUUUCGUUUCCCAUGUAGCUCGCAGGAAACGGCUUCAUGACAUGCAGGGAUUUCAAUUGUAUUAUAAAUGAAUAAAAACAUUCAUUCACUAA
This is a messenger RNA of Ostrea edulis (European flat oyster), 2168 nucleotides long. RefSeq lists its product as uncharacterized. The transcript has 4 exons. The record is from RefSeq and is a predicted model, not a curated record. Bases 72 to 2015 code for a protein of 647 amino acids. NCBI's taxonomy places the organism in Eukaryota, Metazoa, Mollusca, Bivalvia, Ostreida, Ostreidae.